AUGUCGGAAAAUUUCUAUAGAAGUAUGACUGAUAGGCCAGAACUAAGAAGUCUAGAAGAUUUUGACAUUGACAUAUAUUGUGCAAAUGGACAGGAAGUGCCUUAUAGUGGUGAUAUAGAGCUAGGUGUAAAAGUUCCGUCAUUAAGUGACGAAGAAGUUGUUGCUCUAAUUUUGAUUAUACCACAAACAGAAUACAACCAAAGAGUACCGGUUAUUAUAGGCACAAAUCUAAUUCGUGAGUUUUCAAAACUAAGUAAAGAGAAGGAAGCUGAUACUUUUCCAAAUGAAUGGAAAGAAUCAUUUGAUGUACUAUCGGAGACCACAAUUGGUAAAGUUAAAGUCACGAAAAAGAUUACAUUGUUACCAAGGGAAACCAAAACUGUAACAGGUUUCAUACGCAAGCAGAGAAAUGUAGAAUCAGCUGUAACAGAAUGUUUGGAUGAUAUAAAUUCUACAUCUGCUGUAGUCUGUCCACGAGUUGUCUCGUUGAAAAAUCCCGGUAGAACAUCACGUGUGCCGGUACGGCGGUUGUGCAACAUCAGUGCUAAAACCAUGCACAUAACAGAAAAAAUAUAUAUUUGCGAACUGCAGGAAGUCACUGUGCUUAGAAGUAUGCCGAUCAUUGACAAUCGUUCAAUAUUAUCUGAUAUUUCAGAAACAAGCAAAUCCUCUUCUUCUCCUCCAACAAAUCUAUGUCAUCAGUCUGAAUCUGAAAAAGAUAACAAAGCCAUGAGUGAUAAAGAAUUUAAUAAAACAUUUGGUGUCAAUCUUGAAAAUGUUAAUUUGUCUGAAGAACAGAAAAUUAAAGUACAAAAAUUAUUUCAGAAAUGGAAUGGCAUUUUCCCUAAAUCAUCCACAGAUCUUGGACACACAUCAGCCGUAAAACAUAAGAUUGAAUUGUUAGAUGAGAAACCUUUUAAAGAGCCAUACAGACACAUACCACCAGCGAUAUUUAACGAAGUGAAAGAACAUCUCCAUGAAGUGUUAAAAGUCGGUGCAAUUAGGAAAUCUAAUAGUCCAUGGUCAUCAAACUUUUUAUCAGUUUAUACUAUCAAUCCGACAUGUUUUCUUCUACACACAAGGAAUCCACAGACAUGUACGGUUCUUGAAAGUCGUUGCCGAAAAAUCAACCAACGGACCAAGAGAGAUGCCUAUGCACUUCCACGGAUAGAAGACACUUUGAAUUGCCUCGCCGGAUCAAAAUAUUUUUCAAAACUGGACUUGAAAUCAGGAUACUGGCAGGUAGAGCUAGAUGAACGAGAUAAAGAGAAAACAGCCUAUCAGGCUGGGAUUCUACGAGUAUUCCCAUAUAAUGACCGACUUGAUACAGUGUUUGAACGUUUGGCUCAGUACAACCUGAAAGUAAAUCCGAAGAAAUGUGAAUUUUUCAAGAAGAAAAUAACUUAUCUUGGGCACAUAGUCUCAGAAGAUGGCAUCCAGGCAGAUCCUGUAAAGGUAGAAGCCGUAAAAUAUUGGCAUAUUCCUAAAAAUGUGAAGGAUGUUCGGAAAUUUUUAGGAUUCGCAGGAUACUACAGGCGAUUCAUCAAAGGCUUUGCAUCCAUAGCACGACCUUUAAACAAUUUUCUUAUUGGAAAACCUGUAAAUAGAAAGAAAACAUCAAAAUUGUCAAAAUCAACAAACACAGUUCAUUUUAAAUGGGAAAAGGAACAACAGGAAUCAUUCGAUUUAAAGAGAAACUUAUCAACCCGCCUGUACUUGCAUAUGCCAGCUACGAUCUGCCGUUCAAGGUGCACACGGAUGCUUCAUCUUCUGGUCUUGGAGCCGUCCUCUAUCAACGCCAAGAUGGAAAAGACAGGGUCAUUGCUUUUGCGAGUAGGAGUCUCAAGCCUGUGCGGAAAGGAAUUAUCCGGCUCACAAGUUGGAAUUUCUCGCCCUAAAGUGGGCGGUGUCAGAGAAAUUCCACGACUACCUAUAUGGGGCGAAGUUAGAGCUUGUGACGGAUAA
Messenger RNA from Mercenaria mercenaria, 1965 nucleotides. RefSeq lists its product as uncharacterized. The transcript is spliced from 4 exons. NCBI's taxonomy places the organism in Eukaryota, Metazoa, Mollusca, Bivalvia, Venerida, Veneridae. The record is from RefSeq and is a predicted model, not a curated record. Bases 1 to 1965 code for a protein of 654 amino acids.